Messenger RNA from Limanda limanda (common dab), 1273 nucleotides. RefSeq names its product transmembrane protein 200B (gene tmem200b). The record is from RefSeq and is a predicted model, not a curated record. The transcript has a single exon. Bases 1 to 1251 code for a protein of 416 amino acids. Lineage: Eukaryota; Metazoa; Chordata; Actinopteri; Pleuronectiformes; Pleuronectidae.
AUGAAGUCCCAGAAGGCCCAAGGUGUCAAGCCAACUUCCCCAUCUGGGCGGCGGAAGUCUCGCUUCACCUUAUGUGGCAGAAAGAAAAAAGACAGGGUGAUCCGAGGCAAGCUUCGAAUCCGUUCCCUGCCUGGAGCCUUCCUGGUGCUGGGGGUCAUUGUAGUGGUUGUCGGAACUGCCCUGGCUGUGGCGGGUUACUGGCCCUACCGGAUAUCAAGAUCAUCCAUCCUGGGAGCAACAGACGGGGAAAGCAUCUCUGAGUCACAGACUUCAGGAUGGAGUCUGGGAGCUAAGGGUCUCCUGUCCAAAGCCAGCUUCAUCCACAAUGAACGGAUGAAGCUGUUGGGGCCUGUCAUCAUGGGGGUUGGACUUUUCAUCCUCAUAUGUGCCAACACGGUCCUGUAUGAGAACAGGGACAGAGAGACUAAGAUGCUGAAGGCCCAGAUGCAGAGUGUUAUCUGCUCUGUGUCUGCAGCUGUGCCCUCAGCCGACCUUCAAGAAAUAGCAGCAGUCAACUCGAUGGCGAAACAUUACCAGUGGGUGAGCAGUUUGCCAGCUGCCCAUCUCAACAUCCUCUGUCUGCAGCAGCUGGCCAGCUCUGAGCCCCUGCUCCAGACCAGACAUUCCAGAGAACUUGAGGACAGCGUGGAGGGCAUCUACCAGCAAGCUGUUCUCCAGACAGAAGCCCUCCACCACCAGGAAUCAGAGCCACCGCCUUCCCUCCAGUCUUCCCACUCCAACUCAUAUAAUUCCAGUGUGACACACUUAAAAAUACAGUCUGGUGCUGAGCAGAGAGGCAACUUCAAUGUGCCGGCUUCCCCACUUGUCAAGCUCAGCAAAUGCCUGGUGUCUGCCAGUUCCAUGUCCACCCUGGGGGUGGACGAGGUGGCUAUUCCAGCUGCCCAGCCGAGGCGUUGCCAUAGUAUGAGCUACAGGACUAACCCUCACAUAGCCCAAGCUGGUGUGCGCGUCCAGGAAGGUCUCAACACACCCAGAGAGGAGGGUCAAAUAAACCAGCCUGUAGCCUUGAGGAGAGAGGCUGGUUCACAGGUUUGUGUGAACAUCCUGGGACAUGUUGUUGAUGCUGUGGAGGAGCAGACUUACCAAAGCUGGCCUCGGUUAGACCUGUGUAUUGGCAGGCGAUACCUGAAGCUAGAGAACAAAGAGGACUCAGUAGACAAGCUGCUGGACCAGUUAGAGCAGCAGUGUUCACAGUGGGAUAGGAGCUUUGGCUCUGGACCUUUUCAGUGAUGGAAUAAUCAUAUUUUACCCU